Protopolystoma xenopodis is the source of this 378-nucleotide messenger RNA. NCBI's taxonomy places the organism in Eukaryota, Metazoa, Platyhelminthes, Monogenea, Polystomatidea, Polystomatidae. The record is from the annotation of a GenBank genome assembly.
AUGUUAUUUUUAUGUCAGGUGCUUCGUAUUCGCGUGAUAUCUGCGCAACAACUUCCGAAGCCUCGAGGCUCAGUAGCCAAGGGAGAUACAAUAGAGCCCUACAUUGUUGUACAAAUAUUUGGAAUAUUAACUGAUUGUAGGGAGGAGAGAACACGCACAGCAAAAGCGGGUUGUGCAACGGGCUACAGUCCAGCUUUUGAUGACACAUUUGAAUUCACCGUCCGACUUGGCAGCAUUGCUUUAGUUCGGUUCGUAGCACUUGACGAUAACUCGAUUGGCGAUGAUUUUAUCGGACAAAAUACGAUCCCUUUUGACUGCCUUAGACAGGGUAAAGAUAUUAUUAUUAGCAAUUCUGGCAUCAAAAAUGAUAUGAUAUAA